GCGUACGCAAACGUGGCAUUUGUGAAUUCACUGCUCUUGGUCAACGUGUGAACUUUGAGAACAUACUAAAGCCCCGCUCGACUUCCUGCAGCUUUUGACAUUUAACGCUUUCCCAACACCAUGGACGACGUCUCGGCGCUGUUUAACCAAUACGAGAAUGAAUACUGCAACAAGAGCACGGACAUCUCCCGAAAAAUCACAACGGCCAGCACGCUCGGCGCAGAAGCAAAGCGCAAGAAGCUAGUGGAGGUGGAUGUGGACAUCAAGGAGGCGGAUACAAUCAUUAAGAAGAUGGACAACGAGGCCCGCUCGGUGGCGCCGGACCGGCAAAAGCAGCUUCAGAACAAGGUCAAGGAGUACAAGGCGGACCUUGCCUCUCUAAAGGAGCAGCUGCAGAAGGCUCGGUCAUCCACUUCGGACUUUGAGGCAGGGCGCGCGGAGCUGGGCCUGGGCAUGGACUACGCCUCCUCCUCCGCCGCCCAGCGCGACCGAAUGCUGUCUGCCACCGCCAAACUGGAGCAGAGCGACGAGCGCCUCAAACAGGGCAAGGCGCUGCUGGCGGAGACGGAGGCUUUGGGCGCGGGCAUCCUGGCGAACCUGCAGUCGCAGCGGGAGACCAUCCAGCGCUCGCGCGACACGCUGGCGGGCGUGAAUAACGGCGACCUGCGCAAGGCCGAGGCCACGCUUAAAACCAUGAACAAGCGGGACCUGGGCGCGGGCAUUCUGGCGAACCUGCACUCGCAGCGCGAGACCAUCGUGCGCUCCCGCGACACGCUGCACGGCGCCGACGACAACAUCACCAAGGCGCGUAAGAUCCUGUCCAGCAUGAGCAAGCGCAUGCUGCAGAACAAGCUGAUCAUGUUUGGCAUCAUCGGCACGCUGCUGGCCGCGAUCAUCCUCAUCAUCUACUUCAAGACCAGGAAGUGAGGAGCGGGCAGGAGACGGAAGUUGGGUGCUGUGCUGAGCGGUGUGGUGUGGCGUCGCGCGGCGCGGCGUGGCGUGGUGCGGUGUGGUUAGUGUGGCGGUUUGUGUGCGUCGGUUGUCUGGAGGUUCUCGCGUGGAAUGAUCUUCACGUGCCUGACGACGGGGGCACCUGGAAGGCUAGGCGCGGGUGCGGGUGCGGGUGCGGGUGCGUAUGAAGGAGAAGCUGGAGAUACUUUCGAGUUGUGGGCUCAACGGGGUCAGCGCACGUACGCCCGGGUCUAGAGGCCGCCAGAGCCAACAACUGCAGGCUGCAGUAGGGCCGGGGACUUGAGAUAUGGCCGAUGGCGGGAGGAAAAGUAGCGGUGUAAGUGGCCUCUGAAGGCCGUUGCUGGCGCACAUGGGCAGGUGGGGCCGUUUGCACAAAUGUGGGAUGGACCGUUAUGCAUGCAGCACACUGUCAGGAGAAGGGUUGCGUGACCUGCAUCCCUGAUGUUCCGGAGGACGGACGUAGAAGGCUGAGACUUGGCGUGCAUGGUCGCUGGGUGUAACCGACUGGGUAGGCGGCAUUACAAGCAAGAGCUGUGCCGCGUCUCCCGCGUCUGCGGCGAGCACCCGUACUGGACAGGUGUGUGCGUGCGCCGUGGGCGUGCGAUGGGACAGGGUUGGUACCAUUGCUGAGGCAGCAAUGCAGUGGGAUUACCUGACUGAGUGGCUGACUGACCCACAACUUGUUUGGCACGGAGUGGCGUGUAAUGCAACGGAAGU
Molecule: messenger RNA, 1689 nt
Organism: Chlamydomonas reinhardtii
Lineage: Eukaryota; Viridiplantae; Chlorophyta; Chlorophyceae; Chlamydomonadales; Chlamydomonadaceae
Exons: 6
Coding region: 121-927 (268 amino acids)
Biological process (GO): intracellular protein transport; vesicle fusion; vesicle-mediated transport
Cellular component (GO): endoplasmic reticulum membrane; late endosome membrane; Golgi apparatus
Molecular function (GO): SNARE binding; SNAP receptor activity
Source: RefSeq, a predicted model, not a curated record